AUGCGAUGCUCAUCUCAAGCAGUUUGGAAGAUAAGGGCACGCGUUGACGCCAUGCUGUUCUUCCUAGCGGCUCUCAUUGCGUCAAUUGCGGCUGACUGUCCUUUGGGCACGAUUUAUCAUCAAGAAUUCAACAGAUGCUAUAAAUUCGUGAACGAUCCACAGCCUUUUUACCUUGCCGAGGAAUCGUGUAUUUCGUCUGGUGGACAUGUUGUUUCGAUCUCAAGUGGAUAUGAAAAUGCAAUGCUUACGGAAACGGCCUUUGGCGAGAAACUCUCACGUUCGUUUGUGGGUCUAAACAAACUGUCCACGGCAACGUGGGCUUGGUCAGACGGCUCCAACUCUACCUAUACCAACUGGGCUACUGGCCAACCUCCCAACUCUUCUACCUGCGCUCUUCUGAACAGCGCCGAUGGAACAUGGCAGGGAGUCUCAUGCAACACAGCCUAUCCAUACAUCUGUGCAUUUACCGCCUACGGACCACCGCCCACGUGUUCACCAUGCCCAACACCUGGCGCGUGUCCAAAACCACCGCGUGUCAUUGGACAUUGCGCAUCUGGGUGGGCCUAUUUUAAUAAGACAGACUCUUGCUACAGAUAUUUCCUGUGGGCAACAUUUGAUAACGCCGAAAUGGUGUGCAUGUCAACUGGAGGACAUCUCGCUUCUAUUCACAGCGAUGAGGAGAAUGUUUUUGUUGCAGACAUCUCAAAAGCUGGAGCCGAAUACAAAAAGGAUGAUGAUCUUACAUGGAUUGGUUUGAAGCAGAACAACUACCCCACAUCUUCCGAGUUCACAUGGACUGAUGGUACAAAACUCGACUACAAGUUUUGGGCUCCCAGUCAACCGGAUGACAAGAGGGGUAAAAUGCACUGUGUUCAGACGCACAGUGAUUACCUUGGAAGAAAUCCGGCAAAGGAUAACAAUUAUCAACACUGGGCUGUGACCGAAUGCACAUUGGUCAUGAGAGCCUAUGUAUGCAAGAAACCAGCAUCACAUUGA
Messenger RNA from Cylicocyclus nassatus, 996 nucleotides. The record is from the annotation of a GenBank genome assembly. Lineage: Eukaryota; Metazoa; Nematoda; Chromadorea; Rhabditida; Strongylidae.